Molecule: messenger RNA, 7371 nt
Organism: Chrysemys picta bellii (western painted turtle)
Lineage: Eukaryota; Metazoa; Chordata; Testudines; Emydidae
Gene: CHST3
Product: carbohydrate sulfotransferase 3
Biological process (GO): carbohydrate metabolic process; N-acetylglucosamine metabolic process
Cellular component (GO): trans-Golgi network; Golgi membrane
Molecular function (GO): chondroitin 6-sulfotransferase activity; N-acetylglucosamine 6-O-sulfotransferase activity
Source: RefSeq, a predicted model, not a curated record
AACAAAUGGGGUAGACAACGGCCUUGGAAUAUUCAGAUUGAAAAGGAGAUUGAAAUCCCUCCUACUACAGUGGGAAGUCACGAUCCGAGUGACUUCAGAGAUUUGGCUCUCACCGACGUGCGAUUCCCUCCUAAAUUAUUUCCUCGCUUGCAGAGGGGAGGGAUAACGAAAUCAGAAGUGCGGAGAUAACACAGAUGAAGUCUGUCCUGUCCUUUCGCUCCACCCCCCCCCCACCUUGUCGUGUCCCCCCUCCCAAGUUUCCUUUCCUGCAGCCUUUGCCUGUCUGGCCAGAUGCGCACUCGGCCACCUCCGCGGAGCGCAGCUUUCCGCCUCGCAAGCACCAAGCGCACGACUUCCCCGAGAGUCUGCAAGCGGCAGAGACGCGAAGGGCGGCGUUGCGCGGAGUGUCUCGAACAAAGCCAACAGAAGGGUCCUUGUUAGCGGGCUGCUCCCAGGAGGGGGCGAGCGGCGAGGGGAGGGGCGGGGCAGGCAGCUCUCCCGUCCCCAGUCUCCUCCUCUAGCCCGGGGCCCGCCGCCCGCCGCCCGCGGACCCGCUGGUGACUUUGGCUCACUUGAGAACUCUCCUGCGCCGCCCGUCGCGGGCUCGGCCGCUGACUCCGACCCAGCAGCGACUUUCCGAGGGGCCAGGAGUCGCUCCCGCGGCGGCGUGAGGCUCGUGUGCCUGUACUGGGGGGAGGCCAGCUCGCUCCUCCGCCCCCGGGGGCUGCUCUGAAACCGACCCGACCCUCUCGUCCAUUGCAGCCUCCCGGCAUCCAGCCCUGGUGCCUGCCAGGGGGGGAGAGCCCGGCCGCCGGCUGGGGGAGGCAGCGAGCCCCAGCCUGGCACGGGGAAGCAGCGGCGCUUUUCCCGGAGCAGGCGCUGCGCCGCUGGAGGAGCGAGCGCGGAUGGUCCCCUGGCCGGAGCCCGUCCCGCCGGGCAGAGCUCCCCGCGGCCGUCCCCGGGAGGAGCGAGCCGGAUGGAGAAACUGAGCCACAAAGAGGGAGGAAGUGACUUGCCCCAGGUCACCCAGCAGGCCAGUGGCAGAGCUGGAAAUAGAACCUAGGUCCAGUGUUCUAUUCAGAAAUUUUGGCAUGGCAAGGGUGUCACCUGUCUGAUCAAGAAGUAUUAAAACUGGGCAAUGCCUUCUAUAUAGCUGCAGAGCACAAGGAGCUGGGGAGGUGCUCCUUUAUUCUCCUUGGAGGGGGAGAGACUUUGAGGUAAAACCUUGGACUCCCCGGUCUCUCCCCAUGGAUAAAGGACACACUUUACCCCAGGAUAUCUGGGACCUGCGGCACUGCCUGAGAAUGAAGAGCAAGUAUGCCAUUCUCUUGGUGUUUGUUGUAGCUCUUGUCAUUAUCGAGAAGGAAAAUAAUAUCAUAUCAAGGGUAUCAGACAAGCUGAAGCAAGCCCCACAAUCUCUGAUGGAGGUCAACAGCACAGACCCUGGCCUAGUGCUGUCAGAAAAUGAGUCCCUCUUGUCCCUCAGCGAGCUGGACUCUGCCUUCUCUCAGCUCAAGAGCCGGCUUCAGAAUGUCACCCUGCAGCUGGGAGGGACCAGGGAGCCUGCUGUGGCACAGGGACCCCGGAGACAUGUGCUCCUGAUGGCCACCACCCGCACAGGUUCCUCCUUUGUGGGAGAGUUCUUCAACCAACAAGGCAACAUUUUCUAUCUCUUCGAGCCACUGUGGCACAUCGAGAGGACAGUGUCAUUCGAGCCAGGCGGAGCAAACGCGGUGGGAUCGGCCCUCGUCUACCGAGAUGUCUUGAAGCAGCUGUUGCUCUGUGACCUCUACAUCCUGGAGAACUUCAUCACCCCGCUCCCUGAGGACCAUCUGACCCCGUAUAUGUUCCGGCGGGGCUCAAGCCGCUCCCUGUGCGAGGACCCUGUUUGCACCCCUUUCGUCAAGAAGGUCUUCGAGAAGUACCACUGCAAGAACCGCCGCUGUGGCCCCCUCAACAUUACCCUCGCUGCAGAAGCCUGCCUGCACAAGAAUCACAUGGCACUCAAGACAGUGCGAAUUCGGCAGCUGGAGUUCUUACGACCCCUGGUCGAAGACCCUCGCCUAGACAUGAGGAUCAUCCAGCUGGUGCGGGACCCCCGGGCGGUGCUGGCCUCUCGCAUUGUGGCCUUCUCGGGCAAGUAUGAAACCUGGAAGAAAUGGGCUUCAGAAGGAGCAGCUCCCCUCAACGAGGAUGAGGUGCAGAGGCUGCGGGGGAACUGCGAGAGCAUCCGCCUCUCGGCUGAACUUGGCCUGAGGCAGCCAGCGUGGCUGCAGGGCCGCUACAUGCUGAUCCGCUAUGAGGAUAUUGCCAGGUCACCUCUCCAAAAUGCCAAGGAGAUGUACAGGUUUGCUGGCAUCAGCCUCACUCCGCAGGUGGAGGAAUGGAUCCAGAAGAACACCCAGGCGCCUCAGGACAGCAAUGGCAUCUACUCCACCCAGAAGAACUCCUCAGAGCAGUUCGAGAAGUGGCGCUUCAGCAUCCCCUUCAAGUUGGCCCAAGUGGUGCAGAAUGUCUGCGGCCCAGCCAUGAGUCUGUUUGGCUACAAACUGGCCAGCGACCAAGAGACCCUCACAAACAGAUCCAUCAGUUUGCUGGAGGAAAGGAGGGCCUUCUGGAUCACGUAAGAUCUCUCAUCGCUGGGUUUCCAAACGGAAACAUAUGGUUAGACUGAAAAAAGAAAAACCUGAGCACAAGAUCAGCUGGGGAAGCUGGAAAGGGGCCACUGUCCCCUGCUGACACGUAUCACACCCUCGUUUAUAAGGCUUGUGUUUGCCGUGCACUCCUCAUCCUAGCGAGGUGCUUCCUGAUUCUCCAGUGGACAGCAGGGGGAAUGCAGUAACAUCCAGGAGCUCUAUCUAGAUGGAUUAUAACGUGGCCACCCUUUGAAACUAAAUGGAGCUCAGAAGCUGGCAGUGGGGAGAACCAAAGCAGUAGGUACUAGCUUCCAUACCUCACCUCUUAGCUUUCUUCUCUGCACAAGCGCCACCCUUCUUUCAAAGGGCAUUUCUGCACUAAACCUCCAAAGAGAGAACUGUAUGUUUUAAAAAUCUUCGUACACUUUAAAAUCCCUCAUCUUGCCGAGCAAGGAGGUGAGUGGAGCCGAGGGUUGCACUGAUAUCGCCUUGGGCAAACUUAAAGACCUCGCUAAGCUGUAUUUGGUUGGGUUGAUGAAACUGUCAGAAACGGACUUGGUUGGGGUUUGUUGCCAAGAAACCUCUUAGUAAAUCCCCAGUGACAGGAUCUGGGAGACUCUCUCCUCCCAUCCUGACUGCUGCUGCCUUACGCUGACAAACACUCAUGUCUCGGACACUUUGUGCAUGUCUGUGGAACUUUAAAUAUACCAACAGCCUGUUAAACCUUGAAAGAGGUGACUGAGUCUUACAAGGGUGAGCACACUCCCUCAGACCAUGCUCUCGGAAGAGCAAAAUGCCAGGACAUCGAGAAAACAUGUAGCAGAGCCAGCAAACAGCCACACCAUGAUCAUUGACACUGGUGCGGCAUUGUCCACCUCAGCUGCUUGUUAUCAAGUGCACCAAAGCCAGCAGCUGAGAGAUGGCAGGGAGACAAUGAAAACACUAUUUAAAAGAGAGAGAGACUUAGAGAGAGAAAGCGAAAGCAAUGCUCUCUAGCCCUGGGGAUUCAACUGGUCUCCUUCUAAGGUGCCAUCAGCUGUUUUGUCUUCCACCACCAUGGAGGCUGGAUUCCUCAGUGAUCAUUUGCUGGUGUCUAGAAAUCGAUACUGAAAGCUUUCUUGGCUGGUGGUGGCAGGGUGUUUCUGUAAUGGUAUUUAUAUUUUGUCCUUGCUAUUGUUUGUAUAUCUUUGGAAGUGCUAGUUGGAGGCUGCCAGCAAUUCUCCUGCCCAAAGUAAAGGGGAGUAGUUUGUACCAAUUAGCUUUUUGUGGCAGGAGAGGGGGGAGGAGAGAGACUGGGAUGCAGGCAAGUGGGAACUCAUCCAAAAUUAGGCAAUAGGAAUAGUUUCCAUAACAGAAAGAGAUGGUCUCAGAUUGCAACAGACGAAUUCCUAGCCUGUGCUGCCCCUUAUCUAAUCCACAGUUAGGUUAGGUUUUUGCUUCCUGGAGUUUGAUCUCUUCCCAGGGCAACCCAGAGACCACUCCAGAAGAGGUCUUCAGACUCCUUUUCAGCCCCAUCAUUAUUCUGAGAUACCCAUUGAGUCCCCUCACCCUUAAAUACAUCCUCAGGGAAGAAACAUGGAACAAGAUCUGAGCUGAGCAUGGGUUUUUUUUUAGUAAUUUUUGAAGGGGCAGCAUCAGUUUUUUGUUUUAAAUCAGAUUUAAAGGGAUACUGUCAACACAGCAAACUUCUCUCUGAAACUUAUCUUUACUUCCUGUUGUCACAGAUUAUUCAAAUUUAGAGAGAUUGCAAGAGACAUUUCUCUGUUUUUCAGUGUGUUUACUUCGUGCAUUUAUCAGUACUUUAGGCAGUCAGUUUCAUCAGUGGUUGGAUUCACUUCCUAAUCUCAUGCACUAGCAUGAGAGAAUAUCAGAAUUCUCAUGCACAAGGGUGGGGGCGGGCAUAGCUAGGCAGAGGAGCAGUCCUCCUAAUCUCCCAUGGAUCCCUGGACAUGGCCUGGAAGCACUGGUAAACUGGAGCUGGACAGCAGGUAGACGGAGUAAGCUGUUGCUGACAUGGGUGAUCAGCAUAGGGGAGACACUAAUGCAGGAGGGGGAUCCAGGCACAUCCUGUUUAUGGCCAUUGUUGUGCCGGAGCACACCCCCGUUAGAGCAACGAUAUGAAAUCGACAAGGGAAAGAGAAACAUACAAAAAUAAAUGCAGGAUAAUGGCUGAAAUUCUCAGCCCUCAGUGUACUUUAACAUAGUAUAUGCCCCCAACGUACACCCAUGUAAAAAAAGAAAAAAUUGACAGGUCCCUGUCACAGGGAGAGCUAGGUGGCAUCUCCUCCUGGUCGCUCUGGGGAACAGCUCUGUCCAACUCCGGUGCCCCCUUCCGCUGCUCACUGCAUGCUCUGCUGUCUCUGACUCUCUGUGACUCAAGGGGCUCUGUUUUUGUGGUUUGGCCCUUUGACCAGAUCACUAUAGUCCUCCCCUUCCAGGGUAACAAAAUAAAUCUCCAAACCAGCUGUCCAGAGCUUCUCUCCAGUGCUUCUGUGCCACUUCACAGUGGUUGGUAGGAGAACCCAGGCCUGCCCUCUACACUGGGUUCCAGCCCAGAAACCUUGUAACAAGCAGCCAAGGUCUGCAUGGUCCUACCCCUUGCUGCUGUUUUCCCUGGGCUUCUUCCCACCUAGCUCUCUCAGGCUUCCUUUCCCCACAACUACUCUGGGGUUGACCCUUGUUCUAGGGUUAGAAUCCUGGUGCUUAUUCUCCCUCUUGGGUUUUCACCUCCCCUCCUCUGUGCUCCCAGAGAGCAACCUCAGAGUCUCCCUGCAGUCCCCUUCUGCAGCAAACUUCCUGGCUUUAUAAUCCAGUCUGCUCCAGCCCAACUGAGUCUCUUGUUCAGUUAAGCUUGGCUUUCCCUCCAGGUACAGCCAGGUACCUACGGUAACCAGACAGCAAAUGUGAAAAAUUGGGACAGGGGGUGGGGGGUAAUAGGAGCCUAUAUAAGAAAAGGACCCAAAAAUCGGGACUGUCUCUAUAAAAUCGGGACAUCUGGUCACCCUACAGGUACCCUAAUUGGUCCCUGAGGCCCACAUUAACCCUUUCAGGGCCUGUGUGGAGUACAUACCCAUCACAGUUUUAAAAAAAGCAACAAUCCACAUCUCCCUCCCAGGGUUACUAACAACACCUUAUAUUGUUAAACUGAAAUAGUUUUUUAAGGAUAUGAAUUUAUUUUACACUAGUUAUGCAGUUUGUCCAAACUGAGAUGCAGAAAGUAAUCAGUGAAAACAGACCAGGCAGCAGGGGUGCUGGAACAAUUUUUAUAGUGGGGCUGUUGAAAGCCAUUGAACCAAACUGUAAAUGAUGGAAACCUCUUCAAGCCAGGGGGUGCAGCAGCACUCCCAGUUCCAGCACUUAUGCCGGGCAGUUUCAUUUUUCAGCUCCCUUGUACCAGCACAAUUCUUUCUGCAGUGUUUCGGUUGCAGAUAUUGCAAAGAGAAUGUUGCUACAAAAAGGUUAAAACUGUUUCCAAUUGAGCUUAAAAAUAAUCAUGAAAACAUUGACUAAUAGCAGGUUUUGUAAAAUAUAUAUAUAUAUCCUACAGUUUGGGCCUAAACUAUCUUUACAGUUUUUCAAGGAAUGGCUAAAUGAAGCUUAGAGAAGUGAAAAGAAAUUAACAAAUAUAUGCUUCAAAGGGGGCUUUUCUAUGUAUGCCCUUGCAACUCACAUGUGGAGUUGUUUGUGAAACCCAACCUCUGCACCCGCUGAAGAGCACAUUUUAAAUUACUACCUAUAGGUAUAUAAACCAUAAAGGGCAACUAUACAACAGCUUCCUCCUUCAAGCUCGCAGACCCUCUGGUGCAAACAAUCAUUUUUGACCUCUCUUUCUUUAAUAUUCACAUUAUGUCUUCUAUCUGCCUCAUCCUAUAUUAUAAUUUGUUUACCUUUGGAAAGGUAGCAGACUUAGGCCUCAGUUCAGGAAAGCACUUUAAGCACACCUUAAUGUUAAGCCUGUGCAUAAAAACUGUCCUGAACAGAGGUGCUUUCCAGAAUAAGGGCCUUAAUGCAUACUGGAGCAUUUCUUCAAUAUACUCAAGACAACAAGAGCUAUAGGUACAGCACGAGGGGCCCUAUUUGCAAUUGCCUUCUACCUUGUGGCAUCAUUUGCAUCAGUGUAAAGUGGCUGUAAAAGGUCCCCAAACCAAACUGGUAAUGGUUUACACAAUAUGACCACCCAGUGAACCUGCGCCAAGGCCCAUUUAAAUCAAUGGAAAGACUCCCACUGACUUUGACAGGUUUUGGAUCAGCACCAAGGUGCAGGGGAACCAUGAAUCAGAUCCAUACUGCUCCUUGAUCAAACUUACUUUGCCAGCUCAAGCAGGGAGCCCCCAGUGGAAACAGUCCUGGUGCAGUUGGUAGGGGAGAGUGUGUUUACCUGGAGCUCCAACCAGCACUUUGGUUCUGAGAAGUGAGGCGUUAUUAUUGCUAUUGUUUGUUUUGUUUGUGCUUUUCAAAAGUUUAUUUUUAUUUUUUUUUGUCUACAAGGGCUGCAGUCUGGCAGGAAAGAAGCUGCCACUUCCUGCAAUAUGUAGAACUGUUCAGAGAAUGGAGGGUUUAAUAUUGUAAACUGCAAGGGGAAUUUAUUUAUUUAUUAUAUGAAAAAGAGGGGAAAUAUUUUAUUAGCAGGGAGUCUGAGCUACACCCAAAAACAGGCAGACAACAAAUAUCCCAAGAAAUGGAAAAAAGGUAAACAAUUAAACUCAUAGCAGCACAGUUAUGAUUUCAAACAAAA